Messenger RNA from Dipodomys spectabilis (banner-tailed kangaroo rat), 3297 nucleotides. It is a transcript of the gene Znf628, whose product is annotated as zinc finger protein 628. The transcript has 2 exons. The record is from RefSeq and is a predicted model, not a curated record. Lineage: Eukaryota; Metazoa; Chordata; Mammalia; Rodentia; Heteromyidae. Bases 191 to 3199 code for a protein of 1002 amino acids.
UUGUGUGCGCGAGAGGUCGCUGGUAAAGGUUGGGUGCCUCGCGCCGGGGGCCGUCGGGAGGGAGCGCGCCCCCGCCCCCUCCCCGGCCCCCGCUCCUGCCGCGCCGUGCCGGGCUCCCACUUCCCGUCGGCCCCCGCGGGAAGGUCCUGGGGCUCCCCCGUGUCCCCCCAAGACAGGGGCCGCAGGUGUGAUGGUUGGCUCCCACGUGGAUAUGGCGCCGGCCUCCACGGUUGAAGGGGCUGGGGAGAAGCCGGGCCCGACGGCACCCACCCCAGCGGCCCAGUACGAGUGUGGGGAGUGUGGCAAGUCGUUCCGGUGGUCAUCCCGGCUCCUGCACCACCAGCGCACGCACACGGGCGAGCGGCCCUACAAGUGUCCGGACUGCCCCAAGGCCUUCAAGGGCUCCUCUGCGCUGCUCUACCACCAGCGUGGGCACACAGGUGAGCGGCCCUACCAGUGCCCCGACUGCCCCAAGGCCUUCAAGCGCUCGUCGCUGCUGCAGAUCCACCGCAGCGUGCACACCGGCCUACGCGCCUUUACCUGCGGCCAGUGUGGCCUGGCCUUCAAGUGGUCAUCACACUACCAGUACCACCUGCGGCUGCACACGGGCGAGCGGCCCUACGCCUGCCCCGACUGCCCCAAGGCCUUCAAGAACUCUUCCAGCCUGCGGCGCCACCGGCACGUGCACACCGGCGAGCGGCCCUACGCCUGCGGCGUGUGUGGCAAGAGCUUCACACAGAGCACCAACCUGCGGCAGCACCAGCGCGUGCACACGGGCGAGAGGCCCUUCCGCUGCCCGCUGUGCCCCAAGACCUUCACACACUCCUCCAACCUGCUGUUGCACCAGCGCACGCACGGCCCCGCUGCUCCCGCCGCCCCCACUGCUGUGGCCACUGCGCGCACUCCGGCCCCUGCCGCUGCCACGCAGGUCCUGGUCUCGGAUGCCUACCUGCCGCGCCCCACGCCGCCCCGCAGCCCACCCACGCCCGCCGCACCGCCACCCGCGCCCCCGCCGCCCCUCGUGCCCGAGCUCUUCCUGGCGGCCGCCGAGACCACGGUGGAGCUGGUGUUCCGCUGCGCUGGCUGCGAGCAGGGCUUCGGCAGCGAGGAGCUGCUGCUGGAGCACCAGCCCUGCCCCGGCCCGCAGGACGCCGCUGCCGCGCCUCCGCCCCCGCCGCCCGCCGAGCCCGCGGCCCCGCCACUUGGCCCUGCACCCAGCUUCGCCUGCCUGCCCUGCGGGAAGGCCUUCCGGACAGUGGCUGGCCUGUCCCGCCACCAGCACAGCCACGGCGCGGGUGGCCAGGCUUUCCGCUGCGGCAGCUGCGACGGCGCCUUCCCGCAGCUCGCCAGCCUCCUGGCGCACCAGCAGAGCCACGUGGAGGAGGCAGCGGCCGGGCGUCCGCCACCCCCGGCCCAGGCGGCCGAGGUUACCUGCCCGCAGGAGCCGCCGGGCCCCGUGCCCGCGCCCACCGAGCGGCCCUAUAAGUGCGCCGAGUGCGGCAAGGCCUUCAAGGGCUCUUCGGGGCUGCGCUACCACCUGCGGGACCACACCGGCGAGCGGCCCUAUCAGUGCGGCGAGUGCGGCAAGGCCUUCAAGCGCUCGUCGCUGCUCGCCAUCCACCAGCGCGUGCACACCGGCCUGCGCGCCUUCGCUUGUGGCCAGUGCGGCCUCACCUUCAAGUGGUCCUCGCACUACCAGUACCACCUGCGGCUGCACUCGGGCGAGCGGCCCUAUGCUUGUGGGGACUGCGGCAAGGCCUUCCGCAACACCUCCUGCCUGCGGCGACACCGGCACGUGCACACCGGCGAACGGCCCUACGCCUGCGGCGUGUGUGGCAAGAGCUUCGCGCAGACCUCCAACCUGCGUCAGCACCAGCGCGUGCACACGGGCGAGCGGCCCUUCCGCUGCCCGCUGUGCCCCAAGACCUUCACACACUCCUCCAACCUGCUGUUGCACCAGCGCACGCACUCGGCCGAGCGCCCUUUCUCCUGCCCUGUGUGUGGGCGCGGCUUCGUCAUGGCCGCCUACCUGCAGCGUCACCUGAGGACGCACGCGCCAGCCCCCGCGGCCCCCUCUGGUCCCCAGCCCCCAGCCCCGCUGGCCGCCGCCCAGGCUCCGCUGGCCACCCAGGAUGUCCACGUGCUCCCCCACCUCCAGGCCACGCUCUCCCUUGAGGUGGCGGGGAGCGCGGCCCCAGCCCCGGCCCCAGUGGCGCCCAACUCCCAGACGUUCCUCCUGGUGCAGACGGCUCAGGGCCUGCAGCUGAUCCCCAGCAGUGUCCAGCCUCCCCCGCCCCCACCCGCACCCCCCAAGCUCAUCCUGCUACCUCCCGCCACCACCAGUGGGGGCUGCCCCACCAGGCAGGGCCCCUGUGCGGCAGGGAAGGCCAGGCAGGGAACAGGGGUGAUGUGGUUGCCUGGUCCUGGAGGUCUGGGGGUGCAGGGGGGAGGCGGUGCAGUGGCCGGUGCGGGGGGAGGGCAGAGCCUUAUUGUUUUGCAGAAUGUAGGAGUUGGAGAGGCAGGGCCAGCGGAAGUGAGUGGGGUCCAGCUGCAGCCAGCGCAGGAAGUGACUACAGUCCAGCUGCAGCCCACGCAGGAAGUGACCACGGUCCAGCUCCAGCCCCUGGCCAGCCAGCUUUCCAGUGCCAGUGGGGGAGCUAUGGCCACUGAGGCCCCAAACCUGCUGGUGGUUCAGGGCGGGGCGGCGGAGGAACUGCUCACGAGCCCAGGCCCGGGGGAUGCCGGGGAUGGCGAGGCCAGCGCCAGCAUGGUCCAGGAUGUGCUCUUCGAGACACUACAGACGGAUGAGGGGUUGCAGAGUGUGCUGGUGCUGAGCGGCGCUGAUGGGGAGCAGACGCGGCUGUGUGUGCAGGAGGUAGAGACCCUGGCCCCUGGGCUGACGGAGACCUCCGCCCCCAGCCCACCAGGACAGAAACUGCUCAUCAUCCGCAGCGCCCCCGCCACCGAGCUGCUGGACAGCAGUGGUGUUGGGCCCGGCACCACCACGCUGCAGCUCCUGGCCCCGCAGCCGCCGCCUGGCGCGGCCUCUGGCCCCGGGGGUCCGCCCACCACUCCCACCUCCCAGAUGUUACAGGUGGUCCCCGUGGGCUCCGGGCCUGGGGUCGGGGCCCCGCCGGGCCUGCCCGCCAUCCAGAUCGUGCAGACCCUGCCCGCGGUCCAGUUGGUGCACACGUUUUGAGGAGAAGCACCGGUUCAUCUCCCUGCACAGACCCUAGCCUUUUGCCCUCGGCCGGCUUGGCCCAGGGGUCAGGGACCUGCUGGCUGGGCUUGCUAAUA